Molecule: messenger RNA, 1935 nt
Organism: Botrytis byssoidea
Lineage: Eukaryota; Fungi; Ascomycota; Leotiomycetes; Helotiales; Sclerotiniaceae
Exons: 5
Coding region: 104-1168 (354 amino acids)
Biological process (GO): G protein-coupled receptor signaling pathway
Cellular component (GO): heterotrimeric G-protein complex
Molecular function (GO): GTPase activity; GTP binding; G protein-coupled receptor binding
Source: RefSeq, a predicted model, not a curated record
UACCCUGAUCUUCGAACCGCUCUUCAGUUACCAAAAUUAUCCCGACAGCAACUGAGAAUCUUUUCUCUCUUUCUUGAACCUUACGUAUUAAUUUUGGCCCUUCAUGAUGUGUUUCGGCAGCAGGGAGGAUGUCGAGGCCAAGAGGUCCAAAGAGAUAGACGCUCUUAUCCACAGAGAUGAAAAGGUUAUGCAGCGACAAGUUAAGUUGUUAUUAUUGGGUGCUGGAGAAUCUGGAAAGUCAACAAUUCUCAAACAGAUGAGACUUAUUUAUACCGAUAAAGGUUUCUCAAAGACUGAAAAAGAAGAAUGGCGCAUUAUCAUCUUUCACAACAUUUUGGAUGGCUUGCGAAUGACAGUGGAGGCAAUGAAUGAUUUCAAUACUCCCUUCGAACACGAAAGCACCAAACAAUACCUUUCAAUAAUCACAGAAGAAAAGGAUCUCAGACCAUGCGAACCAAUUCCUCUCGAAUACCUCAGAGCAUUCAAAGAUAUGUGGGCAGAUGCAGGUAUCCAGAAGACUGUUGAGAGAGGAAAUGAGUUUGCUCUGCAUGAUAAUUUGGGCUAUUUCUUCGAAGAUUUAGAUCGUCUCUUCAGCAAGGAAUUCGUUCCAACCGAUCAAGAUGUUCUUCGUGCCAGAUUAAGAACUACUGGUAUCACCGAAACACACUUCGAUCUCGGCUCAUUGCAAUACAGAAUGUUCGAUGUUGGAGGACAAAGAUCAGAACGAAAGAAAUGGAUCCAUUGCUUCGAGAAUGUCAAUGCAUUGCUAUUCUUAGUUGCUAUCAGUGGUUAUGACCAGUGUCUAGCUGAAGACAAGGAUGGAAACCAAAUGCAAGAAGCUUUAAUGCUUUGGGAGUCGAUUGCUAACUCUCAUUGGUUUAAACACUCCGCAUUGAUUCUCUUCUUGAACAAGAUCGACUUGUUUAAAGCAAAGAUUGGUCACAGCCCGAUUACCAAGUUUGGGUUUUCCGAUUUCCAAGGAGAUACCACAAGCUCGCAACAAACCUCUAAAUACUUCAUGGACAAGUUUAUUGCUCUGAACCGAACCCCUGGACGCGAAGUUUAUGGCCAUUUCACAAACGCCACCGAUACCGAUCUCCUCAAAGUCACGAUGAGCUCCGUGCAAGAUAUGAUCAUACAGAAAAAUCUUCAAAAGUUGAUCCUUUGAUAAUUAACCUCUGUCUGUUCGGAGCCAAGCCUUCAAGAUUUCCCAUUCCAACAAAAGCAUGACCCCUCUCUAUCUGAGCAGCACAGAACCCCCGUUAAUAUAAAUACGACCAUUUGCUGCGGUGAAUAUUAGUACGCCUUAAAAAUAUCGCAUCGCAUCUGCUUCUGGUCUUUUAUGAGUCGUCCUAGCGACGCCAGGCAAAAAUUCCAUCUUACACCGCAUAUGGAGCAAAUUUCUCUUCACCAAAAUACCCACACACUUUAACAUGUCUUUUUCCUUUUUCUUUUCUUAAUUAUUUCAUUUGAGGGCAGAUGAAAGAUCAUUCGGCGGAUUUUCGAAUAUAAGAUGGCUUGUAUAAUACAAUCAACGUAUCGAUCAAUCGGAGAUGCGGUCUGCAUCUGUUUGCUGUUCAUACACAACUCCUCGGUUGAUUAUCCAGCUGGCGGUGUCAUGUUUAUCCAUGUAUUUCUCUUCACUUGAGGAUAUACAAUGCAUACAACUCAUAGCCUUGCUUUUAUGCAAUGUCAAAUGACGGUGGUGGAGUUUCGCUUGCAUGGAGGAGGAAGGACAAAACAAGGGAGUUUAAUCUAAUAUUUACAAGGACGAGUAUUGACUGAUUGGAAUGAGAGAAUCGAAUUUGGGGGAGGAAUAUAUUUUCGAAAUUUUCAUGCAGUUAGUUGGUUGACCUCGCUUCUCUCAGGUGGAUGUUGCUUUUAUUUUAGAUUUUAUUGAGGGGAAGGGGAAUACGGGGUAGGGGGAAAGGGAAU